AUGGUAACUUUGUUAGUGACAACAGGUGCUACUGUCACCUUUAAAGAAUUAGUAAGAAAUGUGCUUCAAAUUGAAUUCAUACGGGGUAUUAUAGACUUAGGAUUCAAUGAAGUGUUUGUUCAAUACGGUAAUGAAAUCAAAGAUAAUGUUCAUCAAAGUGACAUCUUUGUACAACAAGUUUUAAAAGAGCUUAAUUCAUCAGAUCAAUUGAAUUUUAACUCUUAUUCAGAUUCAAAAGCAAGUAUAGUAGGGUUCCCUGAUACUGAUAAGUUACAACUUUUUACAUCAUCAAAAUUAGAUUUGAAAUUAUAUUUAUUCCCAUUUUCAACUAAUGUAAAUGCAUACAUAAAUCGGGCAAAUUUAGUUAUAUCUCAUGCUGGGACUGGAUCCAUUAUUGAUUCAUUAAAAUUGCAUAAAAAGCUCAUUGUGGUGAUAAAUGAUCAAUUAAUGGAUAAUCAUCAGGCUGAAGUUGCAGAAGAAUUUUGCAAACAAGGAUAUUGUAGUAGCUUAACUACCAAGGAUAUUAAAGAUGGUGCUCUGUUCGUAAAGGCUGUGAGAGAAAGACUAGCAGUAGAGUCCAAACCUUUCACAACCAGUAAGUCUAACGUCAUUGAGGCUAUAAUUUAUGAAGAGUUAGCCGCUUAG
This is a messenger RNA of Scheffersomyces coipomensis, 645 nucleotides long. RefSeq names its product N-acetylglucosaminyldiphosphodolichol N-acetylglucosaminyltransferase catalytic subunit. The record is from RefSeq and is a predicted model, not a curated record. Gene Ontology annotation, molecular function: hexosyltransferase activity. The transcript has a single exon. NCBI's taxonomy places the organism in Eukaryota, Fungi, Ascomycota, Pichiomycetes, Serinales, Debaryomycetaceae. Gene Ontology annotation, biological process: dolichol-linked oligosaccharide biosynthetic process. Bases 1 to 645 code for a protein of 214 amino acids.